UUUUAUCAAUUUUUAUCACUGAUAUGUCAGCAGUUUUUAUUUUAUUAGUGCCUUGGCGGGUCACGAAUAAAACGCGGUGGGUCACUUUGUGACCCGCGGGUCAGUGGUUCGCCAUCCCUGUUAUAGGGGGACCUAUGAAAAUCCUCCUUCUGAAAGUGACUCUCAUGACAAAUUUCCCCAAGGGAAUAUUCCCCCUCCAAACAAAAUUCCAUCCUAAACACGAUGUAUUAUGUGGCCAUCUUUCACCCUUUGAAAUUUCACUCAUGGAAAAUGUUCUCCAAAGGAGAUUCCACCCAGACAAAAUCCAACCCCAUUUUAUUGAUUCUCAUAUUGAUUGUCAUAAGUUUACAUUUUUUGCUGGAAUUUAUGGCUAUUUUUGACUGACAUUUUAUGGCCAUAUUGUUAUCUUUAUGAUGUUAAGAAUUAUACAGAUAAGAAUGUAUUUUCAAACUAGCAUUUUUUUCCAAUAUUUAUAUCAGAUCGUGCUGGACAUUCCAUGCUACAUCAUUAUUUUUAUAUGUGUUUUUAGUUGUAUGAGUUACUUAUUCCUGAGUAAUAGAGAUCAAUAUUCACGGUUACUACGGUAUCUACCUAGAGCCAAAAAAAGGCACAGGUGUCAAAAGGUUAUUUUUUGGGGGGGGGGAACUUAACAACGGCAGAAACGCAGAAUAAAAAUGAGAAAGUAAUCAUACAGCCCAUCUACCACCCCCAAAUGUGUGAACAUAUUAAUCAUUAAAUAGCAUAAACACAUAGUUUUAAAUGUUAACUUCACUGAGUCAAAACAUAGGUCAAAUCAUUUAUAUUUAUCGCUACCAACAAUUUGCUUCAGUUGUUUUUGGUGAUGGAUAAUUGAUCUGUCACAAUAAUAACACAGCGAAGCGUGCCGUGAAUAUGCGUUUCCUAUAAUAAUGAGCAUCAUCUCUCGUUUCCUUGGAAUCUUUGUACCCAAAACACAAACGAGUCAUCCAUGUUUCUAAGACAAAAUAAGCACGCAACUUAAAAAUAGGCACUUUUCUUAGAAAUAAGCACAUCGAUACGUUAUAGUACGCGGGCUGGAAAAUAAGCACAAAUCUUACAAAUAAGCAUGGUAUGGUAACCCUGGCUGUAUUGCUAGGAGGUCUAAAAUGAAAUUUAAAAUCUUUCAAAAUGUUUUGUGUGAUUUUGUUCAAACAAUAAAUUUCAUUUUACUUUUUAUCCAUAUGCCAUGCAUAUGACCAGGGAUUCAUUUAUUUUCAGGAUAUUUCAAGUGAAAAUGGUGCAGGAAAUAUUUAUGACAAUUCAUAACAAUAACUACUGUUAAGACUUAUUUUUUAGUUUAUCAGCCCCUUCUUUUUGCUUCCCUCCAAGUGUGCCCAGUCUUCCUCUUCAAGCGAUUAUAUUAAGUAGAACAAUUUAUAUUUAUCUUGUAUAUAUAUAUUAGUCUUGAAUAUAUGAUUUUGUUUUUAAAAUCUACUUGGAAUAGAAGUGUUGGGGUUGUUUAUUAUUUGAAAUAUGUCCAUCUUAUUUAUGUUUACCGGUAUUUCAUUUAUUGAUAAAAAUAAUAGUACAGUAUUAGACAAUUUGGUAAUUCUGUCAUUCCAGAGUUCUGUGAAUACACACACAAAUAUAUAGGGUGUCCAUAAAGUCCUGAUUAUUUUCUAAAUUGCAAAGGGAUUUUAUCGAUACCAUAUAUUGCUUUGGCGCUUACAGAUGUAUUAAAUGAAAUUAAAAUACUGAAAUAAUAACUGAUUAGAAAACAACAAACCUGGUUACGAUAUAAUGAGAACUGACUUCAUAACAAAACUGAAAUUGUAAAGGGUCUUUAUCGACACCCUAUGUCUUUAAUGCUUUAUCUGACUGAGUUGAAAUAUGCUUGUCUGAGGAAAUCUCAUCUUGGUCACAUAUAUAAAAGAAAUACAUUUGUGUUAGUGUGCAGCACCGGCAGGCUUCUUGAAGUUUGUAGACUAGAUCAGGGCUACUCAACUGGCGGAACGCGGUCCGAAUCCGGACCUUUCGGGUAUUCGAUUCGGACCGCGCAUAAUUCUUCAUUUUGGAUCAUUAGCCCCACUUUUGAAGUUUUCUUCUAUAAAAUCACUUUUAUAGAUUUAAAAAUAUGUAUGAAAAGAACUAUACCGCCAUAACAAACAAUCUUGAUUAGCUAAUAAUCAUCAGUCUGCCGAGAAAUCGUAUGCUUUUGUAUGUGGACCUCCGGUAAAAAUAGUUGAGUAGCCCCUGGACCAGAUCAGUGGUUUCCAACCCAAAUUUUUCAAAAAAGAAAUUUUGUAAAAUCUUGCGACUCAAGAAUAUGAUCGGAUACUGGCAGGGAGCGUUCCAUGGCCGCAAAAUUAAAUGAUAAAUAAUAUAAAACAAACAUUAAUACUUGACAUUUUUUGGCCAGAAAUGAAUAGCCUCCAUGUUAGUAACCGGCGUUUGUUUGCAUCAGUACAUUUUAAAAUGGUGUGUCGUGGCUUUACUUAGAGCUGCCAAGUUUUCACGCAGUGAUAAUUCCCACACAUACAAUUCGAUUAUUAAUAUUCAUUCGUUUGACAUUCCAUGUUGUAAUUCUAUAUUUCAAAGCAAGUUUUGGGUACUGUGCAAAAUUAUAAAAUUUUUGAUACGAAAACUUACUCUGAAUAAAUUUGGAAAACUGACAGACUUUGAGAGACUCUGGGGAUUAUGAAAAUAUAACUCAAAUACCAAAAAAUGCUAGACUUCAACAUUUUAGCACUCUUUACUGCUCUUACUAUGCUUUCUUUAUGUAUAAUGGAAUAAAUAAUUUGAAAUGUAAUAAUUUCGUCUUAUAUUUUAGAUAUUUUAGACUAUUUUGCCGUUGAAUUUAACGUUUCAAGCUUAAAGAUGUGUACAAUGCCAAUGGUGCUUAUGACUGUACGAGAUGAAAAAUAUGGUGUCAGCCAAAUGUUCAUAGACGUUGUUGAAAAGCAUUUUGAUAUUGUAUGGAUAGCAGAGUUUGAGAAGGAUAUGCAGAUGCAAAAGUGGAGUAAUAUUGUCGGGAUUAUCAUAUGGGGGCCUCAGAGGAUUUCGAAGGCCUGGCUUGAUGCUCUCCCGAAUUUAAAAGUUAUUGCUGCUAUAGGAGCGGGAUACAACCAUAUUGACGUCGCCAUGGUCAAAAGUUAUGGAGUCAAGGUGUCCAAUACUCCUCAUAUACUCAGUUCUGCCACAGCUGAAAUGGGGAUGACUCUUAUGCUUGCGGCCGCAAGAGAUUUUAUCAAUUCUGUUGCAAAAUACAAAGAACCAGAUUAUACUCGGUUGGAGAUGAAUGCUGUAACACAUCAAGUCAGUGGUUCAACGCUCGGAAUAGUUGGGAUGGGAAGCAUUGGUUACAUUGUAGCAAAACGUGCCCAGGCUUUCGAUAUGAAAAUUCUUUAUCACAACAGAAAUAAGAGGCCUGAAUCUGAAGAGCAAGCAGUUGGGGCGACGUACUAUCCUAAGCUGAAUGAUAUGCUACCUUUGUGUGACUUUGUAAUCGUUGUUGUCUGUUUAACUGAGGAAACAAAACACAUCAUGGGUGCAGAGCAGUUCAAGAAAAUGAAGAAUUCUGCUAUUUUUAUUAAUAUAUCGAGAGGUGCAACAGUCGACCAAGAAGCUUUAGUCAAUGCUUUGAAGACGGGAGAAUUUCAUUCAGCUGCAUUGGAUGUCACCACACCAGAACCAUUGCCCAGGGAUCAUGAUCUACUCAAGAUGUCUAAUGUGAUUAUUUCACCUCAUGCCGGAUCGCAGACCAGUACAACAAGGAGGAAAAUGAUUCAACUUGCUGUGGACAAUGUAUUGGCAGGAGUCAGAGGACAAAAAUUGCCAACAGAAGUGCCAGAGAGUAUGUCAUGAUCAGAGAGUUACCUCCAUUCACACCUCCAUGCAUAACUUCAUAAUUUAUCAAACUGCCUCAUUAAAUCACUGUUACCAUCAUGUUUUAAUUUUUGUUACUAAUAGGAAUAUUACUAGUGAUGUCUAAAAAACGUAAAACAAAAUUCGAAAAUAGUGCUUUGCGAAAAAUAAGUAAGAAUUCACAAAAUCGAAAAUACCAUUAUUUUGUGCAGUAUAUAGUUUUUUUUUCGUAGAGUUUGAUUGUUGUUAUAAGUUUGUUGUUUUUUAUUCAAAAUUGAUGGAAAAUAACAAAUUAUUCGUAUAUUAAACAUUUUUAGGCUGUGGAUCAAACUUCCAAACCAUUUUUUCUGCAACAAGGGGUUAUUUGUUAAAGAGAACACCUCAAAACAUUACUCUAAUAAGUCGUUAUUGGUGGUUAUAUAUCAUUCUUUUCUCUGGUGGCUUUGCAAUCAUUUUUUUCCAUAUAAUUUCCAAGUGUUCAAUUCAUGUGCAAUAUGAUAUUAAUUAUAUAAUUUUUCAUUCAAUACUGCAAUUAAAUUGCUUUUACAUGAA
This is a messenger RNA of Styela clava, 4374 nucleotides long. RefSeq names its product glyoxylate/hydroxypyruvate reductase B-like. NCBI's taxonomy places the organism in Eukaryota, Metazoa, Chordata, Ascidiacea, Stolidobranchia, Styelidae. The record is from RefSeq and is a predicted model, not a curated record. Gene Ontology annotation, molecular function: NAD binding; glyoxylate reductase (NADPH) activity; hydroxypyruvate reductase [NAD(P)H] activity. Gene Ontology annotation, cellular component: cytosol.